UCCGGAGUCUUCAAAAGUCCGAAACAGAAGAGGUGGGAUCACAGCAGCUUAUUAAACCGAGGCUGCAGCAGGCGGGGAUCCAGUCCAAUAGAGGUCGGGCGCAGCGGGGGCGAUGGCGAGCGAAGGAGCUGCUAACGGCCAAGGGAAAAGCUUCCUCCCCGACCGGGCAGAGCCGCCGAGUUCAGCCGGGGUGCCCAUGUUGCCGGCUCUGGAGGUGUCGGAGGAGCCGGAGAAAGCGGCCACGGCGGGGGUGCUCAAAGGGAAAAACAAGGACCCCUCUUACAAAGUCCUCUCCCUGGUAUUAUGUGUCAUUGUGCUUACAAUUAUCUUAGGAUGUAUAUUUGGACUGAAACCUAGCUGUACAAGAGAUGUGAAAACCUGCAAGGGUCGUUGCUAUGAAAGAACAUUUGGAACCUGCCGCUGCGACAAGGAAUGUGUUGAACUUGGAAACUGCUGUUUAGAUUUUCAGGAAGCUUGUACAGAACCUGUUCAGACAUGGACCUGCACCAAAUUUAGAUGUGGUGAGAAGAACCGGCCAGAAUAUCAUUGUUCCUGCUCGGAUGAUUGUGUGAAAAAUAAUAAUUGUUGUGUCAAUUACGACUCUGUUUGCCAAGGAAAGACAAGUUGGCUUGAAGAGAAAUGCGAAGACAUCAGUAAAAACCAGUGUCCAGAAGGGUUUACAAAACCGCCAGUGUUACUAUUUUCUUUGGAUGGAUUCCGAGCUGAAUAUUUGCAAACUUGGGGCAAACUUCUUCCUGUUAUUAGCAAAUUAAGAAAAUGUGGGACAUAUACUCGCAGCCUAAGGCCAGUAUAUCCAUCAAAAACAUUUCCUAAUCAUUACAGCAUUGCUACGGGUCUGUACCCAGAAUCCCAUGGUCUAGUGGAUAAUAAAAUGUAUGAUCCAGAGAGAAAUGCUAGUUUCACACUCAAAAAUGCUGAGAAGUCUAAUCCACAGUGGUACCAAGGACAGCCAAUUUGGCUGACUGCAAUGUAUCAGGGACUAAAAGCUGCUUCCUUUUUCUGGCCUGGUUCGGAUGUUGAUGUCAAUGGAAGUUUUCCAAACUUCUACAAAUUAUACAAUAGAUCAAUACCAUUUGAAGAAAGAGUAAUAACAUUUCUUAGAUGGCUACAAUUACCAGAAGAAGAAAGACCACACUUUUACACUCUGUAUUUAGAAGAACCAGAUUCCUCAGGACACAGUUAUGGGCCAAUCAGCAGUGAAGUCAUUCUUGCAUUAGAGAGAGUAGACAAAGUGGUUGGGUUGUUGAUGGAUGGUCUUAAGCAAAUGAACCUUCACAACUGCAUUAAUAUUAUUCUUAUUUCUGACCAUGGAAUGGAGGAAGCUAACUGCCAAAAAACAGCCUACCUGGACACAUAUCUGGGCAAUGUUAAAGACCUGUUUGUGGUACCUGGCCCUGCAGCUCGCUUAAGACCCCAAAACUCUCCAGAUGAGUAUUUCUCUUUUGAUUAUGAAGGCCUUGUCAGAAACCUUACAUGUUUGGUCCCAGAGCAGCAUUUCAAGGCAUACCUGAAGCAGAUGCUUCCCAAGCGAUUUCACUAUGCCAAUAACAACCGGAUUGAAUCUGUACAUUUUUAUAUGGACCAGCAGUGGCAGCUUGCCCGGAUACCAUCUGAGCUCAAAUAUUGCACUGGUGGAUUUCAUGGAUCAGACAAUGUAUUUGCAAACAUGCAGGCACUCUUUAUUGGAUUUGGACCUGGAUUCAAAUUUCAAACAGAAGUUGAUCCCUUUGAAAAUAUUGAAAUCUACAAUUUAAUGUGUGAUCUUCUUCAUUUAACACCAGCCCCUAACAAUGGAACUCAUGGAAGCCUCAACCACCUUCUGAAGAGAGCCAGUUAUAUUCCCAAGCAUCCCAAAGAAGAAAGCAGCCCCUCUUCAUGCCCUUCGGUGGGCCAGAGGACCUCCACUGAUGGCCAUGGCUGCUCAUGUAAAUCUUUGGGCUUGCCACUGAUUCAACCACAGAUAGACCUUACUACUUCAGAAAUGAAGAAGAUAGAAAAAUUCAGCUUGCCAUUUGGGAGGCCUCAUGUACUCCAAAAGAAGCAGAAGUUUUGCCUUCUUCAUAACCAUCGUUAUGUCAGUGGAUUUAGCCAGAACAUCAAGAUGCCUUUGUGGAGUAGCUAUUCUGUUAACAAGCAUGAUAGCUGGAACACUUCUGCAAGUGCCACCAGAAGCUGCUUCUACACGGAUCAUCGUAUUUCUUUAAACAGCAGUCAGAUUUGUUCAUUUUACAAAAAGCACCCUCAGCUUAACUAUGGAUUUCUUUUUCCUCCAAAUUUGAUUAAAGAAGAUAAGAAAAACUAUUAUGAAGGAUUUCUCUCAAGCAACAUAGCACCAAUGUAUUCUGCUUUUCAAGUGAUUUGGGAAUAUUUUAAUGCUGUCCUACUGCCAUCAUAUGCUGCAGCCAGGAAUGGUGUAAAUGUGAUCACAGGUCCUAUAUUUGAUUACGACUACGAUGGCCUAUAUGAUACACCAGAGAAAAUAAGACGGCACUCCAUUAAUUCAGCGGUCCUGAUUCCCACUCACUACUUCAUUACGUUGACAAGUUGUAAAAAUGUUUCCCAGACGCCUUUGCAAUGUGAAGAAUCCCUUGAUGUUAUAUCUUAUAUUUUACCUCACAGAGAAGAGAACAGUGAAAGUUGCACAGUUGGCAAGCCCGAAUCCUUAUGGGUCGAAGAGAGAAUGAGAUUCCAUGUUGCUCGAGUUAGAGAUGUGGAACUUCUUACAGGACUUAGCUUUUAUCAUGAAGGAAAGCAGCCUGUGGCUGAUAUUUUACAGCUGAAAACAUAUUUGCCAAGUUUUGACAAAGCCAGAAUCUAACUUUGUACCAAAAAAAGAGAGACUUCGUAAACACGCUAGAAGAUUUUUCAGAAGAUACUUGGAACAAAAUGGGAACAAGGAAGAAACUGUGCCACAUUUUGUAUCUCAGGGACAUUUAAUGGACCACCUAUAUCAGAGACAAAUAGCUUUCAGCCUUAUUAUUCUCUUCAAUGUGAUAGAAAUGUCUAUCCAGGGGUGUCCAAACUUGGUCCCUUUAAGACUUUUGGACUUCAACUCCCAGAGUUCCUCAGCCAGCUUUGCUGGCUGAGGGACUCUGGGAGUUGAAGUCCAAAAGUCUUAAAGGGACCAAGUUUGGACACCCCUGGUCUAUACUGUUAUAAAAGCCUGUCUGCAGCAUCAAAGCAACAGAUCAAAUGGGAUAAAAAACCCAACAGUUUUACAAUGAUUUCAACAGUAUAAAAAGUGUUCAGGAGUUAAUUUAUUCUGCCUGAGUUGUUGUUGGUUUUGUUUUGUUUUGUUUUGUUCUGUUGUGUAACAGAGGCAGGAGCAAAUUAACUGCAAGUGAACCCAAUUGGCAUGUAUAUUUCAAAAGUUAUAAGUAAUAUACAAAGUUUUUUUUAAUUGUCAUUUUCUGAACUUUUUUUCACUCUAUUUAAUAAAUAGAAUAUAAUUUAAUGGAUAUUCUUAAUUUUUUGGGAGGAAAAUAUACACAUUUAUGCAUAUCAUUUCAGAAGUUCUUUUAAGAUUAAUGGAAUUUACUUUCAGUUGUGUGGUUAUAGGAUUACAGCUUUAAUAUACUGUGGACUGCAUCAGUGGUGGGUUUCAAAUUUUUUUACUACUGGUUCUGUGGGCAUGGCAUGGCUUGGUGAGCGUGGCUUGGUGGCGUGACAGGGGAAGGAUACUGUAAAAUCUCCAUUCCCGUCCACCCCACUCCAGGGGAAGGAUACUGUAAAAUCCUCAUUUCCUCCCAAUCAGCUGGGAUUUGGGAGGCAGAGAAUAGAUUGGGGUGGGGCCAAUCAGAAUUUUUACUACCGGUUCUCCGAACUACUCAGAACUACUGGUUCUCCAGAACUGAUCAGAACCUGCUGAAACCCACCUCUGGACUGCAUGUUCCUGAAAACAUAAAAGAUGAUUGCAUCGUGUUGGUGCAAUACUUACAUAAUAUUCAUGUCAUGUUUUUGAUACUGCCAUCAUAUCCCCAGAUACUGUUUCAGGGGUCCCCAGCUGCCAGUCUGCAGACUAGUACCAGUCCGUGGCCUGUUAGGAACUGAUCUACGCAAGCAG
Molecule: messenger RNA, 4084 nt
Organism: Ahaetulla prasina
Lineage: Eukaryota; Metazoa; Chordata; Lepidosauria; Squamata; Colubridae
Gene: ENPP1
Product: ectonucleotide pyrophosphatase/phosphodiesterase 1
Exons: 25
Coding region: 113-2839 (908 amino acids)
Biological process (GO): nucleoside triphosphate catabolic process; ATP metabolic process; negative regulation of fat cell differentiation
Cellular component (GO): cell surface
Molecular function (GO): metal ion binding; phosphodiesterase I activity; nucleic acid binding
Source: RefSeq, a predicted model, not a curated record